Acanthaster planci (crown-of-thorns starfish) is the source of this 2475-nucleotide messenger RNA. RefSeq names its product transmembrane protein 79-like. The record is from RefSeq and is a predicted model, not a curated record. Lineage: Eukaryota; Metazoa; Echinodermata; Asteroidea; Valvatida; Acanthasteridae. Gene Ontology annotation, biological process: regulated exocytosis. Gene Ontology annotation, cellular component: trans-Golgi network membrane; lysosomal membrane.
GAGUUGGGGUCAUUGUGCAUGCUUCAGUAAAUCCCACUGAUAUAAGAACUCACCAGCACACCACUGGACAGCAAACAUCUGUCUGUAUGUAAACACACUAUAAUCAGAUUAAAGCAGUCCCUGACAUUACAUGUACAGAGUACAUGUAUUCUGUUGACUGAGAAGAUAUUCACAAAUUUACUAAUUCAUCUCGAAAUUUCUUUCCAAGUUUUUGUGCUCAACUUGAAGGCACAGAGUUAUCACUAUGGCAACCAAGUCCAAGGAAGAUCUGCAAUCUGCGGCCAGAAAGCGUAUCAGCUUGACUGUCAUCGCUGGCAUCGCAGCCGUCUACAUUGCAUGGAUCUACGCCCCCAUUCAGGUUCCACUGAAGCCCAGUCUGGUCGACCGACUGGUCUUCACACUGCGUUGGCUGGCACUGUCGGUCAUACCAAUUAUCAUUGGAAUAAGGCUUGUCGGAAAUGUACGAUUUGACAACAUCGAUAAAGCUGGGGUUGUGACAACCACACCAUAUGCUGAAGAGCUUGUUCGUCUGAGACAGCGUGCUCUCCAGAACACCUUGGAGCAAACCGCACUCCAUGUACCCAUCAUGCUCAUCUUCAGUACAUAUCUGGAUUUGCCCUACCUAAAACUGGUCCCCAUCAUCAUCUGUCUAUUUGUCUUUGGCCGGAUCAUUUACUACAUUGGCUACGUAUUCACUGGUGACCAAUUCAACCGUGGAUAUGGUUUCGCACUGACCUUCUUUUCCAGUAUGAUCCCACUGGUCUACUGUCUCUAUCGCUUGGUCAUGGGCGGGGCUAACUACGGGCUAUCUGGGGCUUAGAAUUUGUCACGUCCAAAGUUAGACAUGUACAUGUGUACAUGUAUGAAUGCCAAAGAUUAGUUGAAUGCCAUCGGUAUUUUGGGCCAGACAUGGCCAGGGGCGAGACUGGAGGAAGACUGCUCACAUGUAUUCACGAUAUGAUAAGCAGUGGGUCUAAUGGCCAUACAGCAGAGUAUGGACUAUAAUACUAGCAUUACUGCUUGCCUGAAGGCACCGCCUUACACAUCCAUUUCUUGUAUUCUAUAUCAAGUUUUAGGUAAAAAACUAAUGGUAAUCUCAGUUUCCAGAAAUUAAAAGGCGUUUUACCUUAGCACUUAAAAGUUUCUAAGUGUCCACUAACCAGAUCGAGCUUGCAGUUAACCAGGCCCAUAUAUAAUAAUUACCCCUCACCUUCCUAGGAAAAAAAAUUACCUGGACAGGCUUGAGUAAACCUUUCGUACAUUGACUGUCAUUUGAUCUAAAUAACAAAACACGUCCUCUGGGAGGGUGCUCCACGCAGGCCCUCUAUACAAGUAACUACAUGUACAUGUAGACUGUCAAAAACGUUUGACAGUCAGAUUCUUUGGCCGUCAAACAUGGUUGUCACAUCUUUUGCUUGUCAAACCCACCCAUUUAAAAACUUUGGCUGUUAAAUACAAACUAUGUAAAAAAUUGCAAGUCUGGCUACAUUCUUUCUCGAGAGAGUCAAAGGAGGAGUCAAUGUUCUUUAAACUCCAGUUUCUAGGACUAGAAGAAAACACAUGUACAUUGUACAUCUACACAUGCUCAAAAUUUAGGCUUUUCAGGAUUCAGGACUGUUAAGGUUGACGUACCUAUAAUCCCCCAGGGUGUGUGAAGAUAUGAAAUUUGCAGCUUUGUGUGCAAAUUUCUAGUCAAGUAUGCUAUUCUGGCAUGUACUUGAUUGAACUUUUCUGUUCCAUGCCUCUGUUAUUUUAAUUUCUUUUGAAAUUCCCUGGUAGGUACAUGUACAGCCAGGGGGUCAAGGUUCCCUCACUGACCUGCAGGUAGAGGCUUUGUCUCUAGUCUAAGGUCUUGUAUUUAUUGACAAUCCUGCCCAGAGGAUAAGCAUAAUUGUACACAGCAGUGGCAAACAGCACACUUUGUUACUUGUGUAUACAUGUAGGGUACCAGUACAUGCUAAAGUCCACUAGAAGUUGGAGACAGUAAUAGUCAGGUGUCCCAGGAGCACUGAGUUCUAAUGCUAUCAAUUUUAAACCAUUAAGGUAAGCUACACUAAUGCUCUUUCCACAUGCAUUUAUGCAUGUUAAAACUGUUAAUGAUUAUGUACAUGUAAUAGUGGAACUUGGGAAAUAUUCAGCCAUUCGACUGCGAAUCAGCAAAUUUGGGAAUUUCAACUGAACAUAAGACUGUACAGUAUGCAUGGUUUGCUUUACAAAGGAAUUGUCAGAGAUUUCUAGCCACACAGGCCUGUUUCUUGCUUGGGGGGGAAGGGACACUCUAAAAAAUUAAAAAUAAAAUACAAAGAAACUAGAAAAAGACAAAUUAAAUCACAGCAAUGUAAACUGCAUUGCUGACUGAGCCUUAAACAGAUUAUGACAAUUUCUACCAUACUACUAGGCUUUAUUCAUUUUCACAAAGAUUUCCCCAAUUUUGGUAGCAAAGAACUGAUUAAAACAAUUUAAAGAGAACAAUAA